Molecule: messenger RNA, 390 nt
Organism: Gongylonema pulchrum
Lineage: Eukaryota; Metazoa; Nematoda; Chromadorea; Rhabditida; Gongylonematidae
Source: the annotation of a GenBank genome assembly
AUGCUUUUGAAGAGUAUAUUGCAGGCAGCAGACUCAGCUCUCGAUACGCAGCCGCCUUCUCAACAACUCACCUCGUUUCGGCAGCAUCGGCACCAGCGGCCACUGCCAUCAUCAUCUACAACAGGUGUGGACGGCAGUAGUACUCAUCCUGGCAGAACUGGUGGUUUAGGCCGCUCGAGCUUCUGGUCUGGCUCGAGUGGUAAAGAACCAAGAAGCUGUUCUGGAGCGGGAGGAUCUGUGGGCGGUGGUUAUUUGAGUUGCACCAUUAAAAUGUACGAUCAACAACCUUCGAUUGCGGACACAUAUGCAUUGGUUGGUACCACACCGCCAAGCGACAGCGGUGCCAGCUCCGCUAAGAUCGAGGGCAACCCGGAUGCUCUCAACAGUUAG